AUGAGCAUCUCCGACGCUCUGUUCCGUCUCGAAGCAAACAACCAUAUCGCGGCCACUCUGAAGGAAUACCAGACUCAACCGAGGAUACGUGAAUCCCUCUUGAGCCUUAUGAGGUUUUGUAUCGAACCCAGCAGCGAUUUGCGUAACAUCGUCAAAGCAGCAGACGCACUAUCCGGCGGCAAACCAGCUCUCAUUGAUAACCUCAAGAAGUCUCUCCCGCCUAGCUACCGCAUCUCGUUGAAUCUGGACCACCGAGUAGCGUCCGUGACUGUCGGCACGCCCAUCGAUACCGCCACCGACACCGGCGUGCAAGCUAGCGGAUCUCCCUGCGCAACAUGCGCAGAUAAGAGGUGGAAAAGGUGGAAGGGGCCUUACCAUUUCAGGAUGUUCAGGAAAGAAGUCGACAAAUGCUAUCCUACGAGCUGUGGAAGCGUACUCCUCAAAAUGCUCGACAUCAUCGUGACGAGGCAUUGUCAGCGGAGAGGGCUCGAUAGGGCUUCCGUGAAUGUAGUAUCCAUAAGCGACGAGGAGAAAGUGGUGAUUAUGGGAGAGGUGCUCGACGAGCUGGAUGCGCUGUUUCACGGUCAUCCCAAGAUGAAGCACUGCUUGAGAACGGUCAUCCGUAACGCCCGUGGGUCUGAGCCGCCCGUGGCACCCGCUCCCGCUUGGAAUAUGAACUUGAAGACCCUCGUAUUUUGA
This is a messenger RNA of Peniophora sp. CBMAI 1063, 699 nucleotides long. NCBI's taxonomy places the organism in Eukaryota, Fungi, Basidiomycota, Agaricomycetes, Russulales, Peniophoraceae. The record is from the annotation of a GenBank genome assembly.